UAAUUAUCUGAAAAAUAUUACAGAAAUUCGACUCCCCAAGGACAAGAUUCUCAAAAGAUGGCGUAAAGCACAAUCCCGGGCUAAUUUUGAGGCCGCCCGAGCCGCCAUCAUCAAUUCCCUGAAAACCAAAUUCGGCACAGAAACUAACACUAAUGUCAAAGUAAUCCCUACAAUUAUUACCGAAGACAAUGCUGAAACAUCAAAUCUGAAUGUAAAUCGUGAUAACGCGACGCAGACAAUUUUGAGACUUUUGCCUGCGAGGGAAGGUUUGACAACGCCACGGAGCGCUCGGGCUCCGGUGGCGAGGAGGACUGGGACGCUCCCACAUCAGCGAUUAAAAAGGGAGAAAUCGCUAGAGAGUCCACCUGAGAUGGAUUCCCCAGGCGGCAGCGUAAGCAGUGACUUGCGCCGUCAGAAUGAUGAGCUUCGCGCUCGUUUGGCCGGCGAAACAGCGGACCAUAGGCGUCGGCUUGAUGCAUACCGCCGCGCGCAGCAAGGGCAGGCAGCGUUGGUAUCGAGACUCCAAGCAAAGGUGCUACAAUACAAGCAGCGCUGCUCAGAGCUGGAGCAGCAGAUGCAGGAGACGACGCCACGCAGCGACAGCUACCGCGCGAAGCCUGCGUCCGCCAUCGCGGCGGCCGCUCUGCCGUCCGCUUCUAGCUCGGACACUCGCCGGGACGAGCGCAUCGCUGAUCUGGAAACGGCUCUGAGGCGGUUGGAUGAGGAGAAAUGCAAGUGUGAAAAGCUGGUGAACCAGAAUAACCUGCUCCGAGAUCAGCUAGAGGAGUCCCACCAGCUGAAUGAGGCAUUAACUAAUGACUUGCAGAAGCUCACCAACGACUGGGAGGCUCUCCGGGACGAGAUGACUGUCAAAGAGGACGAGUGGAAAGAUGAGGAACAGGCAUUCAACGACUACUACACCAGCGAGCACAACCGUCUGCUUAGCCUCUGGCGCGAGGUGGUCUCCGUGAAGCGGUUCUUCUCCGAGUUACAGUCGACCACGGAGCGCGACCUGUAUCGAGUGAAGACUGACUUCGAGUCGGCCACGCGCGAGCUUGUCGGCACGCUGAGUGGGUACGCUAUUAAUGCGUAUGCACAGGGAGUAAGGCCUCAAACCGAGCACCACUCAACGCCAGGCGUGACGUUAACACCGAACAUAACAGUGGAGACUUUGCGAAUAGAUUUGCGUGAAGUGACGUCACAGCGCGACGCGGCGCAAGCCGAGCUGCGCGAGCGAGACGCGCGCAUACAACGGCUGCUAGGGGAGCUGCAGGGAUUGGAGGAACGUUACGAGGUUGCGGAAGCUAUGUGUUCCGAAGCGAACGCCAUGCGAUCCGCGUUGGAAGAAGUGGCUCGAGCGCUCAUACAGGACUCCGAGGCUGAUGUGCCGUCGCAACAUCUUCAUAUGGCUGAUAGCAGCAGGUCCCCGCGUCGAGGAGUGUCGCAGGCGGCCAACGCGACAGCGUUCGCGGAGAGCACCAUCUCGGCCGUGCAGGCCGCCCUGCACAAGUACCAGAUACAAAUACACGAGCUGCAGGUGAAACUCCAGAACACGCGGGAGCAACUGUCGACGAGCCGCAAGCACUGCGAGGCCGCCGACGCCAACAUACUCACGCUGGAGAACAAGGUGCACGAUCUGCAAGCUAACCUGGAUCAGGCGAACACGGACCUAAACCAGCUGGUACAAGACAAGGAGUCGCUGCAGAAGUCUGUGGAGUCUCUGCGCAUUGACAAAAACAACCUCGAGAGGAACCGCGUAGAGAUAAAUGCCAUGGUGGAGUCAUUGACGUCAGACUACGAAAAGCUUCAAAAAAUCAACGCGCGUUUAGAGAAGACGAUCGAAACGCUAGAGACCGACAAGCGAAAUCUGAACUCGGAGUUGGACCAUCUACACCGCGAGUCUACCAACCGAGAGUCCAUAUUGAGGGCUGAAGAGGAACGUUCAUCUCGGCUGCGUUCAGAACUGGUGACCGUUCGUGAGGAGCUCAACAAGACCUCGCUGGGGCGCGACCUGCUGGAGCAGCAGAAGAUAGAAACGGACUCCAUCAUGUCGCAGGUGGAGAAGCACAGGAAUGACUUGGAAGUAGAGCUUGAGAGAACGCUACUAGAGAGAGGUGACCUGCAAGAUCUGGUAGAUAAGUUGCAAGCGGCUAUAAGAAAUCUUGAAACGGAUAAGAAGAAAUUGCAUGAAGAAGUCAAACACCUUGAAGACGAAAAAUCCUCCCUAUCGAAUCAGUCCUCGGAACAACUGGGCGAUCUGAACUCUCUGCGCAAGGAGCUGCUCGCGGCCGAGCAGACGCGUAUGGAACUCGAAGCUGACAAGUCGUCCUUGCACGAGAAGAUCCAGUUCUUGGACCAGGACAGGGAGAAGGUCGAACUGGAGCUGCGGCAGGUGGUCCGAGAACGCGGCGAGCUAAGCUCACAGCUGACGGCAGUGGUGCGCAAGAAGGAGUCGCUCAACGAAGAAAUCAUGCGACUGCAACAGCGACUCGAACAGGCCAGUGAGACUAUCGGCCGACUCAACCGUACCCUCGAGGACCACGUCAAGGACGCCGAGGAGAAACAGAUAGUCAUAGACAGUCUGGACAAAGACAAGCAGCAUCUACAAGAGCAGUUAGCCAGCGUCCGCGCCGAGAAAGAUGCGUUGGAGGCCGUACUCUUCGACACGGCGAAUAUGUUGGACGACGCGGAGGCGCGUCGAGCUAAACUCGACCGCGAACUGCAGGACGCGAUGGUUCAGCAGGAGAAUCACAAAGGUCAAAUAGCUCGUCUCACCAAAGAACUGGAGAGCAGCGAGCGCAAGCUCCGCGAAACGAAGAGCUCCAUGCAGCAGUCGUCCGGGAAAAAAGAAGCCGAGUACCAGAGCAUCAUAACCAACAUCAACCGCACGACGGCCGAGAACAUCACCAAGCUUAAGGAAGAAAAGGAACAACUUCGUCAAACUCUCGAGCAAAAGCUAUCCCAAACGAUAGCAGCGCUAACGAGCGAGAAGGAAGCUUGCGAGGCGGGCGCGCGCGAGCGAGAGAAAAAGCUACUGACACAACGCGAUCAGCUUAUACUGCAGCACGAUGAAGCGAUGUUGCGAGCCGAGAGCGACAAACAACAGGCUUUGAUUAUGGCUCACCAAGAGCAACAAGCACUGCUAGAACGCCUAGAAGAAGCGAAGCGUGUUGUAGAUUGUUCUCAGAACAAACUAGAACGCGUGAAGCGAGACGCUGCUGCGCGCUCUGACCAGGACCGCGGACACAUCAACCAGUUGAAAGAUGAGCUGGCUGCGCUAAGGACUCGCCUUGAGGAGGCCAAGGCGGCAGCAGAAGAUGACUGCGCCCGCUUCGAGAACCGCAUCAAGGAACUUCACCUAGAGAAGGAGGCGAGCAACCGCGAGUGCCAGGAGGUUCGCGCGCAGCUCUCGUUGGCUGAAGACAAGUAUGACAACGCGUACACGCAGCUGCAGGAUACUAUUAGGAAGCUGAAAGAACUGGAAAACGAGUCCGAAAGUCUCCGCAAGGAGCUGACCGACGUGCGCCGCCAGCUCAGCAACUGCGCGGCCGAGCGCGACAAGUACAACAGCAGCUGCCGCGAGCUGCGCGAGCACGUGAAGCGCGCCGAGCACGAUCGGCGCGAGGCGGCGCGCGCGCGCGACGAGGCCGUGCACAGCGUGGCCAGUGAGUGUUUGUCUUGUUGUACCUCUCCAGCUCGGCGACUGCGCGGCCGAGCGCGACAACUCGGCGACUGCGCGGCCGAGCGCGACAAGUACAACAGCAGCUGCCGCGAGCUGCGCGAGCACGUGAAGCGCGCCGAGCACGAUCGGCGCGAGGCGGCGCGCGCGCGCGACGAGGCCCUCGGCGACUGCGCGGCCGAGCGCGACAAGUACAACAGCAGCUGCCGCGAGCUGCGCGAGCACGUGAAGCGCGCCGAGCACGAUCGGCGCGAGGCGGCGCGCGCGCGCGACGAGGCCCUCGGCGACUGCGCGGCCGAGCGCGACAAGUACAACAGCAGCUGCCGCGAGCUGCGCGAGCACGUGAAGCGCGCCGAGCACGAUCGGCGCGAGGCGGCGCGCGCGCGCGACGAGGCCCUCGGCGACUGCGCGGCCGAGCGCGACAAGUACAACAGCAGCUGCCGCGAGCUGCGCGAGCACGUGAAGCGCGCCGAGCACGAUCGGCGCGAGGCGGCGCGCGCGCGCGACGAGGCCCUCGGCGACUGCGCGGCCGAGCGCGACAAGUACAACAGCAGCUGCCGCGAGCUGCGCGAGCACGUGAAGCGCGCCGAGCACGAUCGGCGCGAGGCGGCGCGCGCGCGCGACGAGGCCCUCGGCGACUGCGCGGCCGAGCGCGACAAGUACAACAGCAGCUGCCGCGAGCUGCGCGAGCACGUGAAGCGCGCCGAGCACGAUCGGCGCGAGGCGGCGCGCGCGCGCGACGAGGCCGUGCACAGCGUGGCCACGCUCGAAGAAAACCGAUCAUCCUUGGAGCUGGAGCUCUCACGCCUUCAGAAUAUGCUGAAGGAAUCUGAAACGGGCGGGGAACAUGUGACACGAGAGUUGAGAGCUACCGAGGCGCAGUUGAAGAGAGAACGCGUCGCGCUGGAGCAAGCCAACCAUGACAUAAAGGAGCUUCAGUCCAGACUUCAGAACGAGGGCGAGGAGCGGGAGAGGACGGGUAACGAGGCGGCGGCGGCGCGCCGACACGGCGCCGAGCUCGAGGCGCUGCUCGGGGCCGCGCGCGCCGACCUCGCCGCCGGCCGGCAGCGCGGCGCCGAGCUCGAGGAGGCCUGCCGCGCCAGGGACCAGGUACUUACACACGGCGCCGAGCUCGAGGCGCUGCUCGGGGCCGCGCGCGCCGACCUCGCCGCCGGCCGGCAGCGCGGCGCCGAGCUCGAGGAGGCCUGCCGCGCCAGGGACCAGGUACUUACACACGGCGCCGAGCUCGAGGCGCUGCUCGGGGCCGCGCGCGCCGACCUCGCCGCCGGCCGGCAGCGCGGCGCCGAGCUCGAGGAGGCCUGCCGCGCCAGGGACCAGGUACUUACACACGGCGCCGAGCUCGAGGCGCUGCUCGGGGCCGCGCGCGCCGACCUCGCCGCCGGCCGGCAGCGCGGCGCCGAGCUCGAGGAGGCCUGCCGCGCCAGGGACCAGGUACUUACACACGGCGCCGAGCUCGAGGCGCUGCUCGGGGCCGCGCGCGCCGACCUCGCCGCCGGCCGGCAGCGCGGCGCCGAGCUCGAGGAGGCCUGCCGCGCCAGGGACCAGGUACUUACACACGGCGCCGAGCUCGAGGCGCUGCUCGGGGCCGCGCGCGCCGACCUCGCCGCCGGCCGGCAGCGCGGCGCCGAGCUCGAGGAGGCCUGCCGCGCCAGGGACCAGGUACUUACACACGGCGCCGAGCUCGAGGCGCUGCUCGGGGCCGCGCGCGCCGACCUCGCCGCCGGCCGGCAGCGCGGCGCCGAGCUCGAGGAGGCCUGCCGCGCCAGGGACCAGGUACUUACACACGGCGCCGAGCUCGAGGCGCUGCUCGGGGCCGCGCGCGCCGACCUCGCCGCCGGCCGGCAGCGCGGCGCCGAGCUCGAGGAGGCCUGCCGCGCCAGGGACCAGGUACUUACACACGGCGCCGAGCUCGAGGCGCUGCUCGGGGCCGCGCGCGCCGACCUCGCCGCCGGCCGGCAGCGCGGCGCCGAGCUCGAGGAGGCCUGCCGCGCCAGGGACCAGGUACUUACACACGGCGCCGAGCUCGAGGCGCUGCUCGGGGCCGCGCGCGCCGACCUCGCCGCCGGCCGGCAGCGCGGCGCCGAGCUCGAGGAGGCCUGCCGCGCCAGGGACCAGGUACUUACACACGGCGCCGAGCUCGAGGCGCUGCUCGGGGCCGCGCGCGCCGACCUCGCCGCCGGCCGGCAGCGCGGCGCCGAGCUCGAGGAGGCCUGCCGCGCCAGGGACCAGGUACUUACACACGGCGCCGAGCUCGAGGCGCUGCUCGGGGCCGCGCGCGCCGACCUCGCCGCCGGCCGGCAGCGCGGCGCCGAGCUCGAGGAGGCCUGCCGCGCCAGGGACCAGGUACUUACACACGGCGCCGAGCUCGAGGCGCUGCUCGGGGCCGCGCGCGCCGACCUCGCCGCCGGCCGGCAGCGCGGCGCCGAGCUCGAGGAGGCCUGCCGCGCCAGGGACCAGGAACUCGUUCUACGUUUGGAAGACUGCCGGUCCAAGGAGCGUCGUCUCGAGGAACUUAAACAUAAUCUUGAAGUGUGUCUAGCCGACGCGACACAGCAGAUCCAGGAGUUAAAGGCCCGUCUCGGCGGCAGCGAAGGGCGCUGCCGCGCGCUGGAGGCGUCCUUGGCACAGUGCGAGCACGGCAAGCGCGAGGCCGAGGCCAAGCUGUCGUCCAUCGCGCACACUCUGCGGCGCGUGUGCGGCGUGCAGCCCGACGGCUCCGUGCACGCCGCCGCACGCCGCCGCCUCGCCAGCCCGGCGCGCCGCUACAGCCCGCACCGAGGUCGCGACCACUCCGAAGACCGCAACGAAAUCAUCGACGUGGAUCCCGAGCUCGUCAAGAAGGGCGUGCGCAACCUGAUGCACGAAGUCUGCCAGAUUGAACGGGAGAAGGAUGACUAUAAAACUCAAGUAGCCGCCUUGAAGAAGCAACUCAAAGACGCGAGCGAGCAGCAAGGCAAGGGCGACAACAAGUUGCAGUCGAUUACUUCCAACCUCCGCACAGUGCAGGAAGAGAAGGCUCGCUUGCAGAACAUGCUGGGACAGAAGGACGCGCAGCUUACUGGACUGAAUGAAUCAGUCCAGUCUAAAACUGUGGAGAUCAGCAACCUAAGGGACAAGAUCACGAGCCUAGAAGCCACGCUUAGCUCCGUUACCGAAGAGAAGGUUCAGAACGAGAACAAAGGCGAGAAUUUGCGCGUACAGUUAGCGGAGCGCGUGCAAGAAGUCGGCCAACUGAGGGAGGCGCUGGCAGCGGCUGAAGGGCGCGCGGCGCGGCUGGACGUGCGGCGCGCGCAGCUGGAGGGCGACGUGCAGCGCGCGGCCGUCGCGGCGAGGGACCGCGACCAGGCGCUCAAGAAACUCCAAGAGCGCUGUGAAGGUUACGCUCGCACCAUAGCCUCACUAGAAGACCGAUGCACUUCACUGAAGGGCACGGUCGAGCAGCUGUCCACGUCGCUUCAAAAGGCCGCCUCUGCCGAGAGCGAGCUCAGAGCGGAGCUGAGCAAGACUCAGCGCAUGCUCAACGAGGCAAAAAACAACGAGCAGAAUGCGGUGGACAAAUUGAGACAGAUUCAGAAGAACAUCGCCAAUUGCGAGAACGAGCGACGCGUACUGAGCGAGAAGUUAGAAAGCGCGAAGUCAGCGCUAAGCGAGCUAAAGAGAUUGAACUGCACACUGGAGGAUCAAGUGCACAGGCUUACGACGCAACUAGCCAACGUGGAAGUGCAAAGGUCAGGCUUGGAGUCGCAGCUACGUAUGACGACUUGGGACGGAAAGGACAGCGCCGACAGCGAGCUCGAGCGAGAACUGCACGCGUUGCAGCGCGAGCGUAACGAACUGAAGGCCAAGAACGAUGCUCUCCAAGAGACAGUCCGUAAGGUGGAGGCAGAUCGCCGCCUGAACAGGACUUCGGCACUUCGCAGCAAGAGCCACGACAGGACCGAGAAGACUGUCUACUACUCGGAUUUGGACUCCGGUCCCGAUUCAACUAAAGACUCGAUGCGCUACAGGGACUCUAAUCUGAGCGCGGGAUGCAACGACAAGAGUUUCCGCGCCGACUUAACCUUGCUGGAGCUUGAGAACAGAGAGCUCAAGAUGAAGAUUCGGCGCAUGGAGAAGGAGCUUGCUGAUAAGGAGGCAGAACUGAAAUUGGCGCGAACUCGCUACCUCAGUGACCUGUCCACGGCAUCGCCGCACCGGCGCGAAGAUAUCGAUCACUACCGACAGGCUGCCCUGCAAGCCGAGCGCCUCCUGGAAGCGAGGGAGGCCAGUCACCGGCAGCAGAUCAUCAGGCUCGAGAACCAGGCAUCUCAGUUGCGCAGCCAGCUGUCGGCGGAGAUUCGGCGGCGGCAAAGCUACGUGGCGCGCAGCGGGCGCGCCGCUCGCGACGUGCAGCGUCUCCGCUCCGCGCUUGGCGAUUCGCUGCGGACUGUUUCGCAGGACCCGGCGCUGGACUCGUACACGCUGGAGCACGAGGCGCGCAAGCUCGACAGCACGCUCGCGCACAGCCUCCCGCCGCUCAACGACAGUUACGACAGCUCCAAAUAAAAUCAUAGCUCUACCACCAGCCUAUUUCACUAAGAGAUCCUGCUCUAGAUUGGCCACAACUCUCGCUGAUCUCACAACACGUUCACUGUCUCCAUACAAAGUGAUAUGACAACGUCACACGUCCAAGUCUGCUUCCACUUUGUCUUCAUAAGAACCCAUAGUGAAAGCGCGGAUUCCUGAAAAAAGCGGGCACCCGGACAGGGAACAUGUUAACAUUUGUUGUUACGAAUCUAGGGGUCCAUGCGCUGUGCUAGCGGAGCGGCCGAAUGUUCCGAGGUGAAUAACUACAUAGUUCUCGUGCUUUUCCCUUUAGUGGACAACAUUAACAUAUUUGCAAUUAUGCGUAAAAUAUAAACGCAUUUAUACCAAAAAAAUUACUAAUAAGUAAUAUAUUUGUCCAAUCACUAAAGGGAACUCUGAAUAUGAGUUUCAUGACACGCUGUCGAUCGCUAUUUGACGAGUAUAACGCGUGCUCCGAGGUGCUGGAUGUUUUUCAUUAUGUUUACUAGUAUAUUUGAUUCUAGAUUUGGAAAAUAAUGUAUACACAGUAUUAAAACGUAUCUUUUGCAUUGUUAAAUUUAAUAUCAUUGUUUACGAUUAAGAAUUGUU
Cydia strobilella is the source of this 8854-nucleotide messenger RNA. It is a transcript of the gene Root, whose product is annotated as rootletin. Bases 371 to 8245 code for a protein of 2624 amino acids. NCBI's taxonomy places the organism in Eukaryota, Metazoa, Arthropoda, Insecta, Lepidoptera, Tortricidae. The transcript has 45 exons. The record is from RefSeq and is a predicted model, not a curated record.